GAGAACAUCGAAUUCAGUAUCAUAUUUAUCAAUAUAGACAAUGAAAGAGAGCUCUGUUGAACGCCACGGUCUUGUGCAGGUACACCAGAACUGUCCUAAGCGACCUUACUUAGAGCUAGUCCUCCCGGAAGAUGUGCACUCGGUCAAAUAUGUGGCCUUUGCAGUGUCAAGUCGAGAUCAAGGUUGGUGCGACAGCAAUGAAGGUGCAUCGUUCACCUCGGUGGAUGUUUCCGCUCGGCGGCCUCCCAAUCGGACUGAUUUGCGUAUAAUGACACUUUUUGAAAAUCACCGUGGAGUUCCCAGGUUUCAUGAUCACACAGCUCGAUGGGAUGAGUCUACCCCGGGAGCCAAGUGGAAGUGGAUCGAGAGCCUCCAGCCUGGAGAUGUCGUCCAGCUUGUUCCUCGUGCGACUUAUCAAGGUUGGGUCAAUUUCAUCCGGACAGCCCGAAUUACAAUAGGGUACCAGCCUAUCACCGAGCGACCCUUGUUGAGGAAUACUCCUUCAAUGGAGAAGCAUAUUUAUGCAAGGUCACUCAAUAGUUCCGAAAAGGAGAUCCGGCUCUUGGAUUUGCAACCAGGCGAAGCAGGAGACCCAGUUGUUUGCUCAAUUCGAUUUCACACCCUCGGAAGCAAGGGGGGAUUUGAGGCUCUGUCUUACUGCUGGGGAAAUGCAAAUGACUCCUCAGAGCUAAUUUUAUAUCCUUCGGAAAUGAAUGGUCCGUCUGAGGUUUAUUCCACUACCGGCUCAGUCUUCAUGGCUUUAAGACAGCUGCGAUACAGAGAUCGACCUAGGUCUAUAUGGAUCGACCAAUUGUGCAUCAACCAGAAUGAUAUCGAGGAAAGAGCACAGCAAGUAAAUAUGAUGACUGAGAUCUAUUCUAAUGCUUCGGCUGUCAAUAUAUGGCUCGGGGAUGGAGACCUAAGCACCGAAGCUGGAAUGAGAGUGGUUCGGGACAUCCACAACUUCAGUGUGCGAGUUUGUAAGGGCGGUGAUGCCUGCACCUGUUUCGGCACCUGUCAUACUAUCAUACCUACAAACAUCUCGGACUCAAUCGAUCAAACAAGAGCCCCCAUCUCGUUCAGAGGAAUGUACGAAAUCUUUGCGGCGCAUCAAAGCAGAUUUGUGACUGGCGUUAGAGAGCUUAUUGGAGGACAUCUCGGUCUUCACUUAUCCGAACUCAUGUCAUGCCUCUUUAUGAACCCUUGGUUUCGACGGAUAUGGGUACUUCAAGAAGCGUUGAGGGCACGGACGGCGCUCGUUUACUGUGGCCCAGAAAUUAUUUCCUGGAACGAACUUCUUGAUGUUAACAUGUGGCUCAACAGUACGGAUUACAGGUUCCAAGAGACAUUCCUGCCAGCCCAUCCCAUGAUGCCUUCAAUCUGGACAAGUUUGAGAAUGCAGCAAAGUAAUCUAGCAAGCCUAGAUCCUCGUGAUUCUUCACAGGAAGGAGGUCAUCAUCUGGGCAUUUUAGAUGUCUUCCUUGAUGGUUUGGAGCUCAAAGCAACAGACCCACGGGACAAGCUUUUUGCCUUACUCCCUUUUGGUCGAGAAACCUGUAUAGCAGAUGAACUGCCCCUUGCAAUCCGGCCUUCCUAUAGCAAAUCUUCGAAAAGAGUUCUUGCCGACUUCACUAAAUGGUGGAUUUGCAAGAACAAAUCUCUAGCCAUUCUAUCAUAUACCCACGGCCAACCAGGACGAGCUUGGAUACGUCUACACGAUGACCCCUUUGGACCCCCAACAUCGAGGCCAACAUGGGCAAUAGGCAGUGACGGAAACGCUGCUUGGGCUAAAACGACUCUGAAUACUUUGUUCCAAUUUACUGCAUCGAAUGCCACUAUCCCAGACCCAUCGCUAAUAGAUCUCGACACGGACUCAGAUCCCGAGACUCUGAAACUGGCGGGCUUCAACUUGGCUACCAUUACCGAGAUGACCUACAUCGCCUUGAAUCACGACUUGAGAGAGAUUAGCGAACCUUUGAAAGACUUGCUAGCCGUCUGGGAUCAGAUCAUCGAUCCGUGUGGACACUACAAGGUAUGGAAUUCAAAGCCGGAGAGGGCGCGGGAAAAUCGCGACGAUCUACCUGUCGCAGUAGAGAGGCGGUUGUUGGAUGAUCCGCGCGGCCUCGGAGAAUUCCUGGAUCAUCUCAAAGCUCAUUGGGCAUAUGUGAGGCGACCUCAUCUCCCUGCAAUAUGUCUUGCUUCAUUAUUAGCGACAGAAGGGGGGGUAAAACGAUGCGAGACAAACAAAAUUCUAACUUGCCUUGAUCCCUUCUUUUUUUUGGCCUCUAAUGGACUGGUCGGGCUUUGCCCGUGGGCAGCUAGAAACGGUGACAUUAUUGUGAUCUUGCAUGGGGGUAAUGUGCCCUUUUUACUUAGGCCUGUGAGCAGUGAAGUUGAGGGUGGCAAUAGUAGUAAGGAAGUGAAGAGAUUUGAAUUUGUUGGGGAGUACUUUGUCUCGGGUGUUAUGCAUGGUGAGUAUUUGAAAGGAAGAAAUUACUCGGAAUCAGAGAUAUUUACACUAGUUUGAAAGAUAUUAAUAUCUAAUAAGGGCGUCAAAGAUCUCUCUAA
Messenger RNA from Botrytis cinerea B05.10, 2568 nucleotides. RefSeq lists its product as hypothetical. The transcript is spliced from 3 exons. Bases 41 to 2527 code for a protein of 828 amino acids. NCBI's taxonomy places the organism in Eukaryota, Fungi, Ascomycota, Leotiomycetes, Helotiales, Sclerotiniaceae. The record is from RefSeq and is a predicted model, not a curated record.